This is a messenger RNA of Cavenderia fasciculata, 393 nucleotides long. RefSeq lists its product as uncharacterized. Gene Ontology annotation, molecular function: nucleic acid binding; zinc ion binding. The record is from RefSeq and is a predicted model, not a curated record. The transcript has a single exon. The coding region runs from base 1 to 393 and encodes 130 amino acids. NCBI's taxonomy places the organism in Eukaryota, Evosea, Eumycetozoa, Acytosteliales, Cavenderiaceae.
AUGUCAGAAAAGGAAAUCUUAUGUUACAAGUGCAAAAAGCCAGGUCACAAGGCUGCCGGAUGCACUGAUGAAGCCGUUUGCAACUUCUGCAAGCAACCAGGACACUUUUUCAGAGAGUGCCCGGAAAAGCCAGAAGGAACUGUUGCUCAACCAAGCUCCGGUCCAAAGGAAGUCCGUUGUUACUCUUGCCAACAACCAGGUCACGUCAGCAAGAACUGCAGCCGUGCCAAGCGUUGUUUCAACUGUGGUGGUGUCGGUCACAUUUCAUCCACCUGUCCAUCUGAAGUCACUGGUUCCAAAUUCGACUCUAGAAAAUGUUUCCACUGCGGAAAGUUUGGUCAUAUCUCCAAGGCUUGUCCAAUGCCAGGUACCAACAAUGGUGAAUCCAACUAA